Ooceraea biroi (clonal raider ant) is the source of this 1446-nucleotide messenger RNA. RefSeq lists its product as uncharacterized. The record is from RefSeq and is a predicted model, not a curated record. Lineage: Eukaryota; Metazoa; Arthropoda; Insecta; Hymenoptera; Formicidae.
ACACAUAUUAUUUCAUGCUGAGGGAAGAAGUUCCAUAGAGCACCUUUAUCAAUCUCAUUUAUUACUUACGGCGCGAGAGGGAUUACGUAGCAUGGUAUCCAAUGUUCCAAAUUUUUAGAGACGUAUCGAAUUUCAUACUAAUUGCAGGUAGCUCAUAUGUACAGAGUGAUAUGCGCUAUGUCGUGGAAGGUUUGCUCGACAACUUAACAUACAAUGAAACUGACGGCGAAGAUGAUCUUACUAAAUGGUUGCGCCAAGAGGCUGUAAGAUGGGCUUGUAUUUUUGGUGAUACGGAGUGUCAAGAAAUUGCUAAAAUGAGAUUGGAGAAACACUUAGAAGAUCCCAAAAAUCACAAACUUUCGCCGGAGUGGAGAGAAUGGACGUACUGUAAAGGUGCGAUGAAAGCAAAUGAGAGUGUUUUGCAGAAACUGGAAGAUUUAUCACACUGGAACAGACAUUCCAUACUUUCCUGUUAUACCAUCUUUGUUGAUUAUGCAGUGGAACAUGAGCCAGACGAAAUCAUAAGAAUUGUAAAGGAGUACAAUGCUGCAGAUUCCGAUAAAAAUAAACUAUUAUUUGUUACUAUAAAUCAUUUAUAUUCCAAAGAUAAACUUGAACAGAUGGGCAUCGAUCUAUGGGAUUAUAGACCGGAGGCACCAACAAUAUGUGAUGAUCUUGAUGGUGUUAUCAAAAGACGCUUGCGUCAAAUCGUGGUCCAAAGAGAGAGAUUUAUGAAGUUAAAAGACUAUUAAUUGCCUAUUUGUAAUUGGUGCUAAUUGCUUAAAUGUAGAAACAAAGUGUUCAUGUGUUAAUGCAGUUGUAAGAACAUUGUAUAUCAAAAAAUAAGUAAAUAAAAAUUUAUUUGUCGCAAGUUGACAUGUUAUUAUGUAUUUUGCAGAAGUUUGCCUCGCUAUAAGAUGGAACUUACGAAGUGCAUAAACAUUCUAAAAUCUUGUAAAAUUAUUUUAAUCUUAUUAGUAAUAGUAUAAUUUGUUGCGCCAAAAAAAGUUAAAAUGAAGUUUAGAGUGCAGUUUAGUUAGAUGCAUUGAUUUUCUGCCGUUAAGAGUAAUUAUCCGAAUUUCCGUAAAUUUAGCUGUUGCUGUACAUAUAAUGUAUGUACUAACGCGAUUAUUUGUACAUAUUAAGAUAUAGACUAACGUGUCAAUUCAAUUUUCUACAUUUUGUAUGUUUUUUUACAUAUACUGGGCCGCUUCUAUCACAAUAAUGAUCACAGUGAACUUCGCGAGAGUAUCUUGUUGUACGUGUAGGAGCUUCCUCUUAGUCUGUACCAUUUGAUGAUGUGAAUAAAUAGUAGUUGAAUAAUUGAAUAAUCAUACGCAAAUCUCUAGUGCUGUAUAAGUUAUGAAUUUAUUGAAAAUACUUGUACAGAGUAUAUCGCGAUUGGCACCAAACUGUUUCGAUUGUCAAGAUUUAAUAAAACCAAUC